Messenger RNA from Humulus lupulus (European hop), 540 nucleotides. RefSeq names its product auxin-responsive protein SAUR24-like. The coding region runs from base 81 to 362 and encodes 93 amino acids. NCBI's taxonomy places the organism in Eukaryota, Viridiplantae, Streptophyta, Magnoliopsida, Rosales, Cannabaceae. The transcript has a single exon. Gene Ontology annotation, biological process: response to auxin. The record is from RefSeq and is a predicted model, not a curated record.
CAAAAGUAUCAAGCUAUCCUCGCAAGUUCUGCCCACUUUUGCUUCUUAUUUCUUCCUUUAGAAAAACUCUUAUUACAAUAAUGGGAUUCCGCUUUGCUAGCUUAGUUCAUGCCAAGCAACUCAUUCAGAGGCCUUUUUCAAGCACUAAAGAUAUUCCUAAAGGCUUUUUAGCAGUUUACGUUGGAGAUGAGAGCAGAAUGAAGAGAUUUGUGAUCCCUGUGGCAUACUUGAACCAGCCUUCAUUCCAAGACUUUCUAAGUCAAGCUGAAGAAGAAUUUGGAUUUGAUCAUCCAAUGGGAGCUCUUACAAUUCCCUGCACAGAAGAUGCCUUCAUUGAUCUUAUUUCUCGCUUAAGCUUCUAAUCUUAUGAGCUUAGAUACCAAUAGAUGAUAACAGCUAACGAUAUUCAUUGUUACAGUUUUUUAGGCAGACAAUGCCAUAUACCUUGUAAAUAUUUUUCCUUGGAAUCAACAGAGAGUUGUCCCCAAGAUUGAUACAAGUGAAUAUUAUUGGAAAGUUAAUUUCAUGACUUUUAUUUGA